Molecule: messenger RNA, 1486 nt
Organism: Branchiostoma floridae (Florida lancelet)
Lineage: Eukaryota; Metazoa; Chordata; Leptocardii; Amphioxiformes; Branchiostomatidae
Product: vasoactive intestinal polypeptide receptor-like
Biological process (GO): adenylate cyclase-modulating G protein-coupled receptor signaling pathway; cell surface receptor signaling pathway
Cellular component (GO): plasma membrane
Molecular function (GO): peptide hormone binding; vasoactive intestinal polypeptide receptor activity; G protein-coupled peptide receptor activity
Source: RefSeq, a predicted model, not a curated record
CUGGCUUUAGCACGGAACGGUUACUGUGAACCUAAACACUCGGCCUGCUGUGCAAACGACCAGGGAGGACAAAUUGUGGCGGGGCGGUAAUACGACACCUUCUGCCUGGGCCUGCUGCCGGCAGAGUUCCCCGGAAAGAAACUCUCACAGGCCUCUCAGCCGGCUCUACACCACUUUAGCUGGCUCUUAACUUCUCUUCUGGUGACAGGUCAUAAACAACAAGAGACUUAGCGGGACGUAGGUGUGGACGCACAGUGACUGCUGGAGUAAGUUGGACCAGACUAUUCUGACCUGAACAGUGCUGGCUUCCGACAACAUGCCGGGAGGACGGCUUGCUCUGGCGACCCUUCUAGUUUUUACGGUGCUCUCAAUACAGGUAGACAGGACGGCGACAGAGGUUGACCACAUGUCGCUGAUAGAGAUGAUACAGCAGGAAACCAUGAAAUGUCUGAAGAAGAUGAAUGAAACCUUUCUGCCCAAUGUGACAGGCUACUGUCCCGGCGGACCUGACUAUCUCGGUUCCUGUUGGCCAGAUGCUGCACCUGGUCAAGUCGUGACGUUACCUUGUCCCGAGCACAUCGCCUUCUUUAACCAUUCCAGGGUGGUGCAGCGGUACUGUGGAAACGGAAGCUGGAUCAUGAACGAUCUGAACCAGACCGAGGACUACAGAUUCAGCGGCUGCUACAUUCCUGAAGAAAAGCAGGACAUGACGGACCUGUACACGGUGCAGAUCAUCUACACAGUCGGGUACGCCCUGUCCCUGGUGUCCCUCACAGUCGCCGCCGGGAAACUCCACUGUAUCCGGAACUACAUCCACCUGCACCUGUUCGUGUCCUUCAUCCUCCGAGCGGUGUUUAUCUUUGUCAAAGACGCCGUGCUGUUCGGGGGGAUCGGACAGCCGACCUACAAUGACUUUAACGGAGACAGUAAGAUCGGGUGUAAGAUCGUAGUGACCCUUUACAACUACUUUAUCGCUGCCAACUACUUCUGGCUGCUGGUGGAGGGACUCUUCCUACACUCACUCAUCGCCGUAGGCUUCUUCUCCGAACGGAAGUACUUCCGGUGGUACAUGGUACUGGGAUGGGGGACACCCUGGUUGUUCAUGGUCCCGUGGAUUUCAGUCCGAGCGACACUCCAGGACACUCGCUGCUGGGAAAUCAAACAUCUUCAGUACUGGUGGAUCUACCGCGGGCCCAUCUUGGUGUCAGUUCUGAUAAACUUCAUCCUGUUUCUAAACAUAGUCCGGAUUCUGGCGGUAAAACUACGACAGGCCAAUGGAGCAAGGGAACAUUCCCAACAGUACAAGAAGCUGACCCGCUCCACACUUGUGCUGAUCCCACUCUUUGGAGUUCACUACAUCGUCUUCAUCGGCCUUCCUGAAGACGUCACGGGGCAGGUGAAAUAUGUCAGCUACUUCUUCGACACUUUCAUGAACUCAUUCCAGGGGUUAAUCGUGGCCGUCUUGUACUGUUUUCUAAACGGAGAG